Messenger RNA from Puntigrus tetrazona (Sumatra barb), 4037 nucleotides. Its product is annotated as adenylate cyclase type 8. Gene Ontology annotation, biological process: cAMP biosynthetic process; intracellular signal transduction; adenylate cyclase-activating G protein-coupled receptor signaling pathway. Gene Ontology annotation, cellular component: plasma membrane. Bases 290 to 3826 code for a protein of 1178 amino acids. The transcript has 19 exons. Gene Ontology annotation, molecular function: adenylate cyclase activity. Lineage: Eukaryota; Metazoa; Chordata; Actinopteri; Cypriniformes; Cyprinidae. The record is from RefSeq and is a predicted model, not a curated record.
UCAAUGAAUCAGAAAAACAUGUUCUUCUCUCUUCUCUCCUUCAUCGCCAAGUUGGAAUAUAGAUUGUGUAGUUAUUUUGCCCAUGACUUUCUUUUGCUGCAUUUUGUGAAGAUGCAUAACAACAACAUGUAGGAUGUAGGAUCAAUGGAAAGACUCUUUGAUGGAGCUGAACAAGUGGAUUUCUCAAAAAGCAGCAAAAUGUACAAAGUGUUGGGAAGUUUAUCUAACAGGGAGAUUCAGCGAGUCCUUAACUCAUAGGUAAUGGUGGCAAGAUAAACCUAUACAUGUCAUGGUAACAUUCAGCGACACGACUGACAUCCACAAGAUGCCUCCACCCUCCUGUAUACCCACUCCACUGUCACCAGGCUUGCGGCGCAAACAACUGCUGUGGCAAAACGCUGUGAAACACAUCAUCAGCCAACGGGGGCUCAGACGGCAGUUUGGCGUCGAGCCUGCCCGGAAAAUCCGCGUCACCGAUGCCUAUAUCGAGGAAAUCAACCGACAGAUACGCAACAAAGCAUCACGGGGUAUGACUAAACGGCGUUCCUCGGUUGCCAGAGUCCAUCCAUCCUUUUUUGGGGAACGUAGUAGUUCAUCCAGUACCCAAACUGGAACGUCUGCGGACUACGUCAGUGAUGCUGACUUUUUUGUGCACUGGGGCCACAUCAUCCACGGGGUGUAUGUACCAACAUUGAGACACAUUUUCAAAUCCAAAGACCUUGAGAAACUCUACCAGCGCCAUUCCUCACAUACUAGAAGAACUUCAUUAGUUGUCACAAACAUUAUUGAUGCAGCUGCCAAACUGCACCUGCUUUUGCUCUACCUGGCCCUGGUGCCGGACGGUUCGGACAUACUGCUAGGCUGGUUUACGGGGUUUUUCAUGGCUUGUGCAAUUGCCCUUUGUGCUUUGGUACUCACCUGUAAACGCUCUCACUCCCCAAGAUGGUUGCAUUAUGCUGGUAUGGCUAGCUGGCUGUCACAGACUACUCAGGUGUUGGGUGGGCUGGCAUACGGGUUGGAAAGAGACCAGUCCUGGUAUGUACUUUUCACCCUGUUUGCCACAUACACUCUAUUGCCAUUGCCACUGCUCUGGGCUAUCGGAGCUGGUACACUCACCUCCAUACUUCAACUCACUGCAGAGACAAUACGCCACAUCAGCGAAGUGGGACUGCUAAGAAAGAUUCUCGCCAAGGCUUUACUAUACACAAGCAUGAACAUCGCAGGUCUCUUCAUUCAUUACCUGACUGACCGCUCCCAAAGACAAGCCUUUCUUGAGACACGGCGCUGCAUUGAAGGUCGCAUGAAACUAGAAACAGAAAACCAGAGACAGGAGCGUUUGGUGCUGUCGAUUCUGCCCCGCUUUGUUGCUUUGGAGAUGAUUGCCGAUAUGACUUCUAUGGAUGAUGAUCUCGAUCCACAGCAAUUUCACAAAACAUAUAUCCAUCAGUACAAAGAUGUCAGUAUCCUCUUUGCUGAUAUAAAGGGCUUCACACUGUUAUCCAUGAACAUGUCUGCUCAGGAGUUAGUACGCUUACUCAAUGAGCUCUUUGGACGUUUUGACCGGCUAGCUGAUGAAUAUGACUGCUUGAGAAUAAAAAUCUUGGGCGACUGUUACUACUGUGUAUCUGGGGUACCAGAGCCUCAGCGAGCACAUGCCCGCUGCUGUGUGGAGAUGGGACUAGCUAUGAUCAGCACCAUUAGAUCUGUAAGGAAACAAAUGAACUUUGACAUGGAUAUGCGAAUUGGGAUCCACUCUGGCUCUGUUCUGUGUGGGGUUCUGGGUCUACAAAAAUGGCAGUUUGAUGUGUGGUCUUGGGAUGUAGGCAUUGCCAACAUGCUGGAAGCAGGGGGAAUCCCUGGACGCAUCCACAUUUCACGUGCAACUUUGGACUGCCUGGAUGGAAGCUACCAAACGGAGGAUGGGCGUGGAUAUGAGCGUAAUGAGUUCCUACGAAAACACAAGAUCGACACUUUCCUUAUCUGCCACAAGGAGGAGGAUCUAGAUGAAAUAGAAGCAGAGCAUCUAAAAAGUCAGAAAAAACACCGCCCCUGGAACAAAGAGAUAUUGGCCUCCUUCUCCCAUGGGUCUUACACGCAACUUCCUACAUCUUCAGUGUGCAGAUCUACAUCCAAGGAGAUCAACAAACGGAUAGAGCAUGCUAUAGAUCUUCGCAGCAGUGAGCGCAUGCGUCAGGAGCACAUCACUUCAGCCACAUUGGUGUUUAAGGAUACACACAUUGAGGAGAAGUUCUCUCAGGUAAGGGAUGAGAUGUUUAAGACCAAUCUAGUAUGCUCCUUCAUCGUGUUUCUUCAUCUCAUGGCUGUCCAAGCCCUCAUUCCUGUACCCAGGUUGUAUUACUGGACUGCACUGCAGUUCUGUCUGUUCUUGCUGGGAUAUCUCUUAUUGCUCACAAUGGUCUUGGCUGAAGAGUUUAAACAUUCUCCCAGUGUCCUUCAGCAGUUCUGCUGCUGGAUCCAUGAAAACAACAGUAUGCGGAACCUUCUCACUGUAACAGCUAUAGCCAUCAACUUUGGUAUGGCUCUGCUUGACAUGAUAUGGUGUAACUCUACUGAGACAAGAGAAAUAAGCACCAGUGAAACUAAGGAAUAUCAAACCAUCCAGAAGCCACUUACUGCCUGCACAUAUCCAGAGUUCUUCGUUCUAAGUGGGGUGGUUUCUAUGGUGACCUGUGCUGUGUUCCUGAGGCUGAGCUCUCUCUUAAAGCUGGCUAUUCUGUUGUUAUUGGUGGUGAUCUAUACUUACUUAAUCGAAGUGUCCAUAGAACAGUCAGGCAGGUCUCAAUACCUCAGAAGAAAGGGAGUCUCAAUUCUGUUGAUGGCAAUGUUUGUCAUAGCUGUGUUCUACAAUGGUCGACGGUGGGAAGCAACAACACGGCUAGACUUCCUGUGGCGAUUGCAAGCUCAGCAGGAAGUGCAGGAGAUGAGAGGCCUGAGGGAGCACAAUGAGUGCCUGCUGCAUAACAUCCUGCCUGCACACGUCGCUCGUCACUUCCUAGAAAGGAACAGAAAUGAUCAGGAGCUGUAUUCUCAGUCCUAUGAUGAGGUAGGGGUAAUGUUUGCCUCCAUCGCUGGCUUUAAUGAAUACUACGAGCAGAAGGAGAUCAAUCACGAGGGAGUUGAGUGUCUCAGACUGCUCAAUGAGAUCAUUGCAGACUUUGACGAGCUGUUGGAGGAGACAUAUUUUUUCGACAUUGAGAAAAUCAAAACCAUUGGGAGUUGCUACAUGGCAGCAUCUGGUCUAUCACCUAAUAAACAGUCUCGUGUUGUAAACGACUGGCAUCAUCUCAGUGAGUUGGUUCUGUUCGCUCUGGCUAUGCAAGAGACCCUGAAAGAGAUCAACAAAAAACAUUCCUCAAACAACUUCCAGCUCCGCGUUGGAAUUGCCCACGGUCCAGUUGUUGCUGGAGUCAUCGGUGCCACCAAACCCCAGUAUGAUAUCUGGGGCAUGACAGUGAAUUUGGCAAGUCGAAUGGACAGUACUGGCGUCAGUGGAAAGAUUCAGGUCCCUGAGGCCACAUGCAAUAUUCUAGCAGACUGGGGGUUUGUGCUAGAAUUGCGUGGGGAGAUAUACAUAAAGGGCGUCAGCGAGAGAAAGGGACAUGUCCGAACAUACUUCAUCAGCAACAAGAGGCGUCAACCGUCAAGCAAUGGGAUUACUGACAGAGGAAUAAACGGACGGAGUGGGAGGACCACUCUCGCCACUGUGGUCUUUGGCCUUGUGCAGGCCAUUCACAGAGAAAAGCAGAGAGGUGCCAAUGGAGGUUUGACUCUGCCAAACAACAACUUGAACAACUUUAAAUUAUGAUACGAAACAUCAAACCAGUAUUUUCCUCAAUGCAAUGCACUGCCUUCUUCUUCAAAAGAAUACCUCAGAUAUCUUAUAAACUCCUUAUGUGGACUUGUCUGUUGAACACAAGUAGAACAAUGACUAUUUUGGUUUCAUAAAUACGUAUGUUUUAAUAAACUUCACUUUGAACAUAAUCAUGCGAAAGAUACAGUUUACAAGAAUUGUUAUA